This is a messenger RNA of Oppiella nova, 2761 nucleotides long. The record is from the annotation of a GenBank genome assembly. NCBI's taxonomy places the organism in Eukaryota, Metazoa, Arthropoda, Arachnida, Sarcoptiformes, Oppiidae.
GUGAAUUGAAAGCAAAACUUGAUUGGAGUGACAGAUAAAGAGUGCAUCAAAUGUGUCAGUGAUUCGUGACUCACGAACCGCACACUCACGCAAACACUGCCGCACAUUAGUCCAGUGAUUGUCGGUGGUGUUGGUCCAGUGCUUCGUAAUCAUCGCAAUGGUGGUGAGCAAUGGUGAUCAGCCCGUGGCGGACGUGGUCUUCCUGGUCGAGGCGACCGCUAAUCUCAGCCCUUAUGUCGAAAGUCUUAAAACCAAUUACAUUAUCCCAACUCUCGAGUACUUCAGUGGCGGACCUCCUGACGAACGCGACUAUGGCUUCGAUAACAAUUACAACUGCACGUUAUAUGCUUUGGUGUCAUUCAUGACCGUUGACUGCGCUCCAGAGCCGGCCUCCCAGUGCUUCGCUCCGACCACCAGUUCUCACAGACUUCUGCAAUGGUUGGAUAAAAUUCAAUUCAUUGGCGGCGCCGGCGAGUCGUGUUCGCAUAUCACCGAAGGCUUCAGUACCGCUCUUCAGGUGUUCGACGACUUCACAGCACUUCGAGAGAACACCGCUUCCAAUAUAAUGGCGAAGACCACCAAACACUGUAUACUUAUCUGCAAUUCGCCGCCAUAUUCGGUGCAAACACUCGAGAGUCAGACGUAUUCGGGAUUAAAGAUCGAAAGACUGGCGACUCUGAUGUCCGAACGGAAUAUCAAUUUCAGUGUAUUUUCUCCGAGAAAAAUGAGUUUCCUAUACAAGUUGUAUGAAGAGGCCGGUGGAGACCUAACCCACGCCCUCAACAAGAACUUCGCCAAAGAUAAGAGACACUUAGUUUUGUUGCGCGGUUUCUCACUCCAGGAGCGACCCCUCAGCCCUCAAUUGGGCUCUCAAUCGACCGCAACGGCUGAGCAGAAGACAUCACAGAACUCUCCGAUGAGUCAAAUGCAGGGCAUUAAGAGAUCGCUCUCUCCGGGCCUCCAAUCGGUUACUAUGAGUAAUACCAUGAGUUCUAACGUGACGUCCACUUCUAACCCAACCUCUCAAAUGCAUGCAACGAAUCCGCAACUCAUGACUAGAUUACCCCAUCCGCCCGUCCCUAACACUGAUAUCCCGUCUCCCUUUCCUCCGAACAAGACUCCAACGCCCGAUACUAUCGUAAAGCAAGGCCGCGGCUCUCCCGUUCCCAUAUCGACGUGGGCCUCACAACCAAACGCUCCCACAGUUUCUGUUUCCUCUUCUUCAUCGCCCACUCCUGUGAUGUCUGUAUUGAAGGGCCACUUGAAUAUGAGAACUCCCAUCAGGACGAGUGCCCCACAAAUGCCAGGUCAAGGUCAAGGCCCAGGCCCAGGUCUGCAGCACCAAACGGCGCCCACAUUAGUUAGUUUGGUGUCACAGCCCCCUCAGCCUAUCAAACAAAAUAUUGUGAACACACCGGCCAUAAGACCGGGUCAACAAAUACGAGGCCAACAGCCGGUGUCUCUGCCAUUCUCUGCACCUCAGGCUCCGUCUCCCCAACAAUCCCAACCAUCGCCUCUCUCGAUGCAAAGAGCGGUUCCCUCCCCCCAAUCAGUCCACUCUCCGAUGCAGUCACAGCCCCAACAGUCGUUCCAACAACCGGUCACUACAAUGAGUCAAAUGAUUUCAUCUCAGCCUCAGUUUGUGAACACCGGCGCCGGUAUUCCCUCCCCUCAAAUGAAACCCGAACAAAGGCGUCGCAUUUGGGCCGGUACUAUAGAGUAUCAGGAGAAGCCCGUACAGCCCGGACCUGUCAAUCCUGCCAAUCGUAUCACAUAUUCACUGAACUGUCAGAUUUCGUGUCAUGUCGUGAACGGAGAGCCGGAAAUCAAUGCCGAGAAAUGGCCCGAAAAGCUGAUUCUCUCUCUUCUGCCCAAACAACUGAUUAUGCGUUUGUUUCCAAUGCUUAAGAACGGCUCAUACCAUAUAAGUCUGCACUUCAAUGGUGACCCCGAACAGGGUCUGUCCAAACUGAGCAAAAUUAUGAGCACUAACUGGGUGGGAUGCAUUCAAUUUACUGCACUAAGCAUUCGGAUGAUGAUUAUCUUAUAUAUGCCCGAUAAGAGAAUGUAUAUGGGGUUUGUUCCCCACGAUCAGGAAGAGUUCUUUAAGGCUAUGCGAGAGAUCAUUGAGACCCAUAAGAAGGAACAACAGGCCAAACAACAGCAGCAGAAAAUGAUGGUGAACCCGGGCGGACAAAUGCCAGUAGGUUUAGGUUCACAGCAAGUAACCAUUGCUGGCGCACAGACACAAAUAGGCGGACAAAUGCCGGUUCAGUUAUCAGUUCAGUCCACACAACCGCCACAACUUUCGCAACCAAUAUCCGCGCCAAACAGUAUAUUCCAGCUGCAGCAAAUGUCCGGCGGAACUAUGCAACAGACGACGGGCGCCAACAUAUCGUCUAUCCCUCUGAACUCACUGUCCAGUGGUAUCGGUUCGGCGCCAAUGAAUGUGGGCGGACAACAGCCCCAGCAGAAUGUCAACCAGAAUGUACUCCUAAACCAAGCGCUGGGACCGCCUAAUAAUUCACAAAAAAACGCAUUCAUUGCCAGCAAUCUUCAGACUUUGGUCCAAAACACUGGACCGCAAAUGCCUCCAACGCCACAACAACCGCCCAAUCCUACCGGUGCCCAAUCCAAUCAACAGUUCGGUCUAAUGCAGAAUCCCAUACAAACCCCAACAGGGGGUCAACAGUUGCCUAACAACACAACUCCAGCAACAGAACCGAUCGGCCAAUGUGUGGGACAACCAGGGAUUGCUUGA